AUGAAAGUUGCAUUUUUAGGACCAGAGGGUACCUACACUCAUCAAGCUGUUCUACAACAAUUUGGGUCAAAAAUAGAAAUAUCGCCACAACAAUCAAUUGGAGAAUGUUUUAAUUGUAUAAACCUGAAAAAAGUUGAUUAUGCAGUGGUACCAUUUGAAAACAGUACCAAUGGACAAGUUGUGUUUACAUAUGAUUUAUUAAGAGAUUGGUUUUUAAAUCAAAAAUGUGAUUUUAAAGUGGUGGGAGAACAAUUUGUAUCAAUACAUCAUAAUUUAUUAGGUAAUGGACCAAUUGAAGAAAUAAAGACAAUAUAUUCACAUCCACAAGUUUGGACACAGGUUACAAAGUUCCUAAAAUCAGUACCCAACGUUACUAAAAUAGAUGUUUGUUCCACAUCAAAAGCUGCAGAAUUAGUCAGUUUAGCUGAUUCUUCAUCAGCUGCAAUUUCAUCAAUAAUGAGUUCACAACUUUACAACCUCCCCAUAAUUCAACAAAAUAUAGAGGAUAACGAAAACAAUACUACAAGAUUUUUAAUUCUUGGAUAUGAAAUACCAGAACCACAGAAUACACAAAAAAUUACAUCAAUUAUGUUAACAUUACCCCAUGAUGACCCAGGAGCAUUAUGUGAUGUAUUAGUAAAAUUUAAGGAAAACCAAAUCAAUUUAACAUCUAUAAAUUCAAGACCAUCAAAUUUAAAACAAUGGCAAUAUGUAUUUUUUGUAGAAGUAAUGGGGGAGUUGACAAAUGAAUUAAAAGUUGAAUUUGAAAAUUCAUGUUUGAAUUUUAUAGUUUUAGGAGAAUUUUAUAGAACCACUGUCUAA
Lodderomyces jiufengensis is the source of this 822-nucleotide messenger RNA. RefSeq names its product prephenate dehydratase (gene PHA2). The record is from RefSeq and is a predicted model, not a curated record. NCBI's taxonomy places the organism in Eukaryota, Fungi, Ascomycota, Pichiomycetes, Serinales, Debaryomycetaceae. Gene Ontology annotation, cellular component: cytoplasm. The coding region runs from base 1 to 822 and encodes 273 amino acids. Gene Ontology annotation, biological process: L-phenylalanine biosynthetic process. The transcript is spliced from 2 exons. Gene Ontology annotation, molecular function: prephenate dehydratase activity.